AUGCCAAACAGAAAAUACAAGUUCGGGUAUGAAUCAUCAGAAGCAAGCAAUAAGGAAUCCAGAAAAAAGCUAGAAAACAACGAGGACCAAAAUAAAAGCCAUGCCAGAGAGACUAAGAGGCAUAACAAAGACACCCUCCAGCUUCAACUACUAGAGGGUAAGCCGAGAAGAAUAAAACAUAAAAAGUAG
This is a messenger RNA of Plasmodium inui San Antonio 1, 189 nucleotides long. RefSeq lists its product as hypothetical. The coding region runs from base 1 to 189 and encodes 62 amino acids. NCBI's taxonomy places the organism in Eukaryota, Apicomplexa, Aconoidasida, Haemosporida, Plasmodiidae. The record is from RefSeq and is a predicted model, not a curated record. The transcript has a single exon.